AUGGCGAUUGUCCGCGGUGACAAGAUAUAUUGGGGAACCGUUAUAUUCGAACAGUUCUGCGAAAUGAUAGUGAAGAAGGAUGGCCAGGUUCAGGCCUUCGCGAUGCAAAUUGUAAAAAUUCUUAAGUUCCUUAAUGUGGAACUUGGUGAAGGUGAACCGCUUCCACUCGCUAACAUUCUUAACUCUGAGAAAAUGAGCAAGAAGACUGCCAAAGUGGCUAAGCCGAAGUCCUCCAGAACGAAGUCCUCAAAAGGAACAAGCUCAUUAGCAUCGGCUGAAGAAAGUUCGAAACAAGAAGAUGCCAAGGGGAAGGCGGUUCAAGCCGAGGCCUCCCAGAAGAAAAAGGGAAGGAAGAAGCAGUCAGCGAAGAAGAGCUCCAACAAGCCGGCUGACUACGAGAAAACUCUCUCCUCGGAUCACUCACCAAAAAGAACCGCAGACGUUCUCCAACCCAUUCCCAUCAACACAGUUCAUCCCAUCCAUGUCGACUCUCCAUCACCAAGGCAAGCCGAACCCUCGGGGAGCCAGGAAACCAAGUCAAACUCGAAGGAGGCAGAAGAGGUUAGUAUUCACUCUGAAAACCACAAGUCCCCAAACAAGAACAUCGAUGAGAUAAUGGUCGACGUAGCUGAUCAGGUUGAGAUACCCGGUCAGAGUGAAACCCAUCAAGUCGAAGAAACGACCACAACUGAGAACAUCAUUCCUCCGGCUCAGGAGGGAAAUAUUGAAGAAAAAGAACCAUCCGGUUCGGCGGGGAACAAGUCGGUUCCAAUUGAAACAACGCUUCAACAGGCCCAAGACGGGCCAGCCGCUUCCACAAUCACACCUGAAGGUCAAACUCAGGUUAACAAAGGUAAAGAAGUUCUUCAUGAGGUUUCUACGGUAAAGGGACAAAGUGUUAUGCAAACCGGUCCACAACCUGUGUCUGUAACCGAAGCCGAGGUUCCCAUUUCAACAGUAGAAGAGAAGGAGAUGUUUGAACAGCUUCUUCUGGAUAUGAACAAGGAUGCUGAAGAAAUGGUCUCAUCGUACCACUUAUGGGUCCAGCUUCGUUGUGAAACAAAGUUAUCAGACAUGAUUCCUGAUAUGAGCGGUAACAAACACUGGGAGAAACUGUUGGAACUGGAAGAAGAGGCUCUCAAGCUAGCAGGUACCAACGUCAUUCAAGCCGCAUUCUCCAAGACGUUGGCGAUUCAUGAAAACGCUCAGCUACAUGCAGUGAAAGAUGCCUUGAGGGAGGCAGAAGGGGCAACAUUAACUCCAAUAGAAUCGAGAAUGUUUGAACGGUUUCACUCAGUGCGUGGUAAACUCUCUUUAAGCGUUGACCGGCUCGAAGCAAAAUGGAGGAACGAUUGCAAACAUUACUUAACCCAUGCCGACCUAUAUCAAAGCAAACCUUUCUUUGCUACCGGAGAGUCCUCCAUAACAGCAGAAAACCGGAGAAGCGAUCCUCCUCAAACUGAUAAGGCUCCGGAACUUGAACAGGUAAAGGAAGCAGUGGUCGGUACACUCAUCUCUUGUCUUGGAAAAUACAGCAUUGCUACCGAUGAAAAGAUUGCAGUCGUUGAAACGAAGUUGACAAAGACCAUCCGGACAUCCAUUCAAUCCGAAACUGCCAACACCACUCAAACAUCGAUCAAGUCGAUGAUAAAUGAAACCGUGCAAACUUCAAUCAAGUCAAUGAUUGCCGAAUCCGUCCAAACCGCAACCGCUCCUUUGAUUGACAUGUUGCAGGCUAUGGCCGCUCAGAUUGAAGAGCUGUCCAAACUUCAAGUAAACAAAACUCAAGCGCAGAUCAGUUCUGAUGCCGAAACUGCAAAGAAACUUCAAGACGAAGAAAAGGAGAGGGAACGGUUAAGGAAGGAGAUUGAGGAAAAAGAUCAUGAGUUGGCCAAACAAUGCAAUGAGGAAGAACAGGCAGCUCUACAAGAACCCACACCGGCUCAACCAUCGCACUCUAUGAAGACAAGGAAUAAGAACAAGCGAAAAGCGGUUGCAGAGGUAAUGAAGUUGGAAGAACGAAACAGUCGAAGAGAGAUUCAACCGGUCAGACUAAACGAAGAACCUCUUGACGAAGAAGAAGAAAAGGACCUCGAAAUACUCAAUCGGCGUAAGAAGAAACCAGUCGAAAUUUCAACCGCAACUCCAAGUAUCAGACCGAUCGUAGCUCAAACGCCUCGCCUACCAAGACUAUAUGAUGAGGUCAUCACGGGUUCAGGAAUUAGCAGUCAAUGGCGUAAGCGUGUAUCAAAUGAAAAGAAUGUUCUCAAAUGGGCAAAAACUUCGGAGGUGUCUGAAGCUCUGAAGAGAAAGGAUCUUAUUAAAGCCUGUUUAAGAGGAAAAGCGCUAUUUCCCAUCCUUGAAGCCAGAAAAGAAAAUUUCAAUCCUAUUGAGAAAGGUGCUGAAGUGGAAGCAAAAAUUUUAAAGAGAUUAGAUGAGAUCAUGGCUGACUAUCUUUCUGUAGUCACUCGAUAUGUUGAUGGAGCUAAUUGCUCAGGAGUUAGCUAUUUUCGUAUUUUCUCCGAUGAAGACGAACCAAUGGAUGUCUCUAUUGAUCAUGCUGAUACAGAUGAGCAAGCGACUACUCUUUUGAUAGAGCUUGGAAAUCUUUCUGUAGAAGAGAGACGUUUACUGGCUCAGCCCGUUGUCGAACAAGAUAAGGAACCCAUUCAAGAGAAUCCAUCCUUAGAAGAAGAAGUAGAAGAAAUUACACAUGAGCCUAAACAAGAUCGUGAAGAAAAUGUUGAUCAAUAUCCUGUUCAAGCUCUUGUAACGCAAGUGGAAGAAAUUCUUGAGGAGCUUGUUUAA
Molecule: messenger RNA, 2808 nt
Organism: Impatiens glandulifera
Lineage: Eukaryota; Viridiplantae; Streptophyta; Magnoliopsida; Ericales; Balsaminaceae
Product: calponin homology domain-containing protein DDB_G0272472-like
Exons: 3
Coding region: 1-2808 (935 amino acids)
Source: RefSeq, a predicted model, not a curated record